CUCUGUUAGAUAGUCUGCAUGCGUGAAAAUCAUUUUCUAAAUGCCUGUCAGGAAGUAGUUGUAUUCACAGUAGUGUUUAAUUAUGUCGCAGCAACAACGCAUACCUCAAAACAAAGAAGCACUGCUUCAGUCCUAUACAAAACGACUGAAAGACGAUAUUAAAUCCAUGUUGGAUAAUUUCACAGAAGUCAUCAAAUUAGCUCGGAUGGAGGAAGAUUCAGAAAGUAUGAAAACAGCUCUAGCACGUGCGUGUUUGAGUGAACAAGACCAUUAUGAGAUGCAAGUCAGAUCUGCAAACAUUGUGCGAGCUGGUGAAUCAUUAAUGCAGCUUGUGUCAGAUCUGAAACAAUUCUUAAUUCUGAAUGACUUUCCAUCGGUGAAUGAAUCAAUUGCCUCAAACUCUCACCUGUACAAACAACUGCAAGGUGAGGUGGACAUUAAACUGAUGGGCUUGAGAGAUGAAAUGGCUGCAGAUCUGUAUGAACUGGAAGAAGAGUAUUAUUCUUCUGUAUACAAAUAAUGGAAACAAGACAGACAUCAUUGAUACUCUUGAAGUUUUCGUCUGCAGAGAAACAUUGUGGUUUCUAGUAUUUACAUUGUAGGGCUCGAAAUAGUGAUAUAUGCAAAAAACAGUCUAAUUGUUACACUUAGCAGGUGAAAUAGAAAUUCACCUGCUAAACCCUCUGCCAAAAUCUGAUAUGUGGUCUGAUUCUUGUUGCAAUUCAAUUCUAUAAUGCUCUAAAAUACAUCUCAGAGGUCCUAAGUUUUCACAUACAUCCCAAACACUCCCCUCAUCACAUGCUGUCCUAUUUCCAACAGGCCAUAGUUUUUCUUAGCAGGACAUUUUCGUUUUUGGCCUGCUACAUGUGUGUUAACCUUUUUUUGUCUAUGCUGAAUUGAGGUCAUGAAUUGAGCCAUUUCAUGGUUCUAAACAAACAGCAGUGCACUGUCACAUCUACUAUGUAGUUAUACAAACAGCAUGCCGAAGGUCAUCACACUACAUAAGGGUGAACAAAAAACCCAGAACGCCAUUUGUUACAUUCUUUUUCGAGCCCUGCCUUUGAAACACAUCGACAUGUAAAUGAGAAAGAAAAAAAUCCCCCAAAAAACCAUAAAUUGUUAACAAAUGGAAGUUUUUGUUGUUUCAGUGAUUGUGAGAUCUACCAUCUUUGUGCUGGAUACAUGUUUCUGUGUUGUUAAUUAUUUUCAAGAAAAGGAAGAAUGUUUAAGGACAUUACUUCAUUAAAUUGUUUAUAUCAGUGACACUAAUAUAGUAACAGUGCACUUGGUAUGUUUAAGAGAAGAAACUAGUUUCCUCUGAUUUCUUCAAAUGUGAAAAGGAAAAAAAAGAGAAGAAUUUAAGAAAAUGGUGUUUGUGAAUGUGCGUUCUCAAAUAUUAUUUUACUCUGAACGACAAAACCAUAACAGUAUUGAUAUACUUCACUGCUGAUGUAGCUAUUCUAUAUAGCAAUUGCAAGCUUGUGGCAGUUGUACAUAUAGCUGGUGAAAUUGACAUUUUUGUGUAUCUUUGAUGCUGACUUGCAUUGAUGAAAAUAUAAAAUUUAAACUGAAUGAACAAAUAAAUGAAUGGUACCUGGA
Molecule: messenger RNA, 1599 nt
Organism: Gigantopelta aegis
Lineage: Eukaryota; Metazoa; Mollusca; Gastropoda; Neomphalida; Peltospiridae
Product: mediator of RNA polymerase II transcription subunit 22-like
Exons: 3
Coding region: 83-520 (145 amino acids)
Biological process (GO): regulation of transcription by RNA polymerase II
Cellular component (GO): mediator complex
Molecular function (GO): transcription coregulator activity
Source: RefSeq, a predicted model, not a curated record